Molecule: messenger RNA, 1605 nt
Organism: Cryptococcus wingfieldii CBS 7118
Lineage: Eukaryota; Fungi; Basidiomycota; Tremellomycetes; Tremellales; Cryptococcaceae
Product: methylmalonate-semialdehyde dehydrogenase (acylating)
Exons: 10
Coding region: 1-1605 (534 amino acids)
Biological process (GO): thymine catabolic process; L-valine catabolic process
Cellular component (GO): mitochondrion
Molecular function (GO): malonate-semialdehyde dehydrogenase (acetylating, [NAD(P)+]) activity; methylmalonate-semialdehyde dehydrogenase (acylating, NAD+) activity
Source: RefSeq, a predicted model, not a curated record
AUGCUGCCCCUCCUACGCCGCCCCCUCCCCCUCCGCACCCUUGCCUCAGUAGCGUUCGCCAGGCCCUCGUCAUCCCUCUCCCCUCUCGCCCUCAAGGCCGCAGAGGACGUGAACAAGUGGAAGGGUACCACCGCGAAUGGGGGCAAGACGAAGAACUAUAUUGGGGGAGAAUUUGUAGACAGCAAGGCUGACAAGUGGAUCGAAGUCAGGGACCCUUCCUCCCAGACCUUGAUCAAUACCGUCCCAGAGACGACCGCAGACGAGUUCAAACAGGCAGUCGAUGCAGCGUCUCAAGCCUUCAAGACAUGGUCGCAGACUAGUAUCAUGCGCCGCCAACGUGCCAUGUUUGAACUGCAACAUCUCAUCCGCCAGCACGCCCCCGAAAUCGCCAACUCUAUCGUCCUCGAGCAAGGUAAGACCUAUGCCGACGCUCUCGGUGACGUCGGUCGUGGUCUGCAGGUGGUUGAAACUGCUACCGCCAUCACCUCUACCCUUCUCGGUGACAAGCUCGAAGUCGCCAAAGACAUGGAUACCUACUCGCGCAGGCUGCCUUUGGGCGUGACGGCCGCAAUUACGCCGUUCAACUUUCCAGCGAUGAUUGUGCUUUGGUCCGCUGCGCUCGCGACGGUGACGGGGAACACGCUCAUUGUCAAACCGUCGGAGAGAGACCCGGGAGCGACCAUGAUCAUUGCAGAGCUUUGUGAGAGGGCUGGGCUUCCUCCCGGAGUCAUCAACGUUGUCCAUGGCUCUGCGCCCACAGUUAACAGAAUCUGCGACGACCCAGCCAUCAAAGCCAUCUCCUUCGUCGGCGGCGACAAGGCCGGUGAACACAUCUACAACCGCGCUAUCCCUCUCGGCAAGCGCGUACAAGCCAACUUGGGGGCAAAGAACCAUGCUAUCAUCAUGCCAGACGCGAACCAAAACUUGGCGCUCAACUCUGUUGCUGGCGCGGCUUUCGGUGCUGCCGGUCAGCGAUGUAUGGCACUCUCUAUAGCUAUCUUUGUCGGCACCGCACGAGAUAUGAUUCCAGACCUCGUCGAGCGUGCCAAGGGCAUGAAGGUCUCUGGCGGAUUUGAAGAGAACACCGACUUGCAAGAACAUAUCGAAUCCCUCAUCUCCUCUGUCGAAACCGAAGGCGGCAAGAUCCUCCUCGACGGCCGCGGAUACUCUGUGCCCGAGUAUCCUAAUGGAAACUUUGUGGGACCGACUAUUGUGGAGGCGGUCACUACCAUGCAGGCUUACAAGACGGAGAUUUUCGGACCAGUCUUGACUAUCGUGGCGGCUGAUACCUUGGACGACGCUAUCGCCAUCAUCAACGAGAACAAAUACGGUAACGGCGCCUCCAUCUUCACCAACUCUGGCGCUACCGCCCGCAAAUUCGAGAUCGAAGCCCAGCCCGGCCAGAUCGGCAUCAACGUCGCCAUCCCCGUUCCUCUCCCCAUGUUCAACUGGUCCGGAAACAAGGGGUCGUUCAAGGGAGAUAUCUCAUUCUACGGCAAGUCUGGUCUGGACUUUUACACGCAGAGAAAGACGACGACGAGUUUGUGGCCAGAGGCGGAUGCUAUUGGAAACAGGGCGAGUGGGAACAUGCCUCAGAUUCAUUGA